Molecule: messenger RNA, 1488 nt
Organism: Myxozyma melibiosi
Lineage: Eukaryota; Fungi; Ascomycota; Lipomycetes; Lipomycetales; Lipomycetaceae
Product: putative allantoate permease
Exons: 3
Coding region: 1-1488 (495 amino acids)
Biological process (GO): transmembrane transport
Cellular component (GO): membrane
Molecular function (GO): transmembrane transporter activity
Source: RefSeq, a predicted model, not a curated record
AUGACCCUUCUCGACGAAAAAACAGCCCAAACAACGACCGCCGUCGUCGAGCUCGACGCAGACUCCCAGCAUGCUUCUCCCGCCGACGAGGAGAAAUCAAAGUGGGCGCGCCUGCGCGAGGGCGUGAAUUGGUAUAUCCCCGGGACGACGGCGCGGGAGAAGAAGUUGUUGCUCAAGCUCGAUCUGUCGAUUUUGCUGUUUGGAUGUCUUUCGACGUUUUCAAAGACGCUGGAUAAUAACUCGCUUACGAAUGCUUAUGUCUCUGGAAUGAAGGAAGAUCUAGGCCUGGGUGGCAACGACCUCAAUUACCUCCAGGCAGUCUACUACGCGUCCUACCUCAGCUUCAUGAUCCCCGCCAGUUUCGCGCUCACGCGCCUACCGAUCCAGCGGAUCCUGCCGACGAUGGAAGUCCUAUGGGGCGCGUGCACGUUCGGCUGCGCAUGGUGCCAGAACCUGACGCAGCUGUACGUCUGCCGGUUCUUCCUCGGCGGGUGCGAGACCGUCGCGUUCACGGGGCUCAUCUACAUCAUCGGCAGCUGGUACCGGCGCGGGGAGAUCGGCGUGCGGUUCAGUCUGUACACGAUCGCGUCGCCGCUCGGGGGGAUGAUCUCGGGAUACCUACAGACGGCGACGUACACGAACCUGAACGGCACGCACGGGCUUGAGGGGUGGCGGUGGUUGUUUGUCGUGUGCUUCUGCAUCACGGUGCCGUGCGCGGCCAUCGGCUUUGUGUUUUUCCCAAACUCGCCCGAGUACACGAAGCCGUCGUGGUGGUUGACGCAGGACGACAUCGAUCUGACGAUGGAGCGCCUGCGGAGCGAGAAAAUCCAGCAGAUCAGCAAGCAGAAGGUAAACUACCGCCGGCUGGCCAAGAAGUGUCUUCUCGACUGGCACUGGUACUUUUUCGUGUUUGCCUGGUGCUUGUACGAUCAGAACCAGUACUUCAGCGGCACGCCGUUCAGCUUGUAUCUCAAAGCAAACUCGGACAGGUACUCGGUCGCGAAUAUAAACAACUACCCGACGGUCGUCAAGGCAAUCUCGAUCUUCGUCACCCUGCUGGGCGGGUACUACUCCGACAAGACGCUCGACCGCUACACGCCCUGUCUGAUCACCGCCGUGCUGACGCUAAUCGGCGCCAUCAUCCUCUGCGUCUUUGACGUCUCCGAGGGCGCGCGGAUUUUUGCGUUCUUCGUCGCCGGCGCGGCAAACUCGAUGAACAACUUCCAAAUGACCUGGGCCUCGGACGUGACCAAAGACGACCCGGAAGUCCGCUCGCUCAUCACCGCGUCCAUGAACUGUAUCGGCCAGGUCUUUCUCGCGUGGGUCCCGAUCUUGACGUUUCCGAGUAACAAAGCGCCGAGGUUUAAGAAGGGCUUCACGUUCUCUGUCAUCACGGCCGCGUUGCAUGUCGUUACUGUCACGGCGAUCUUCUUGCUCGAAAGGAGGGACCGAGCAGUUCGAGGAAGCGGGACAUGCGCUGCGCGGUGA